CUUCAACUCCCAGAAUUCCUCGAGGCGAGGCGGAGUGACGCUAAACUGUAUAAGGAUGUGAGCGUCCGUUCGCUUCAGAACUACGGCGCCCGGCAUGCCUCGCGCGGGCUCAGGGAAGCGCUUCCGCCUGGACGAGAGCCUCGGUGGUAAACAACCAGACUCUGCUUGGAAUCCAGAUUGGAGUUUUGCACAAUCAAGCCCUCCUAAGGAAGCCGAUGCCAUGUCCCUCUCCGAGUGUUACAUUGCGGUCAAGCUCGCCGACCAGCCCUUGGCUCCUAAAUCCAUCCUGAAGUUGCCAGAAACGGAGCUGGGAGAGUGUCCCCUGGGAGGCUGCAGCAUCUCGUAUUUGAAGCAGCUCAUCACUGGAAAACUACAAGAGUCUGUUCCUGAUCCAGAACUCAUCGACCUGAUCUAUUGUGGCCGUAAGCUGCGGGAUGACCAAACGCUGGAAUUCUAUGGUAUCCAGUCUGGCUCCACAGUCCACGUCCUCCGAAAGUCCUGGCCUGAACCAGAACAGAAACCAGAACCGGUGGACAAAGUUGCUGCUGUCAGAGAGUUCCGGGUUCUGCACACUGCUUUGCAUAGCAGCCCAGUCUUCAGAGAUUCGGUCUUCAAGAUGCUGGGAAAUAAGGAAUCUUUGGAUCAGAUUAUCGUCGCUACACCAGGACUUAGCAGUGACCCUAUUGCUUUGGGAGUCUUGCAAGAUAAAGAUCUCUUCUCUGUGUUUGCUGACCCGACCAUGUUGGACACGCUCAUCCCAACCCACCCUGCUUUAGUGAAUGCCAUCGUCCUGGUUCUGCACUCUGUGGCAGGAAGCACCCCUUUGCCCACUGGAGAGAGCUCCUCGCGUAGCAUGCCUUCCAGCUCCUACCGGGACAUGCCAGGUGGCUUCCUGUUUGAAGGUCUUUCGGACGAUGAAGAUGAUUUCCAUCAGAGUACAAGGACUACACCUUCCAGCAGCACUUCUGGGUCCCGGCCGGCCUCGCUCGGCUACACGGGAGCAGCGGGACCCCGGCCUAUUACGCAGAGCGAAUUGGCGACCGCCCUGGCCCUUGCCAGCACCCCCGAAAGCAGCUCCCACACCCCGACCCCUGGGACGCAGGGACAUUCUUCAGGCACGUCCCCAAUGUCCUCCAGUGUCCAGUCAGGAACGCCCAUCACCAACGACCUCUUCAGCCAGGCCUUGCAGCAUGCCCUACAGGCAUCUGGGCAGCCAAACCUGCAGAGCCAGUGGCAGCCCCAGUUGCAGCAGUUGCGAGACAUGGGCAUUCACGAUGACGAGCUGAGUCUCCGCGCCUUGCAAGCCACCGGAGGGGAUAUCCAGGCUGCCCUGGAGCUUAUCUUUGCAGGAGGAGCCCCCUAAUAUCCCCCUUUCUCCCCUUCCUGCCUCAAGAGGCUCAGAGCCCGGAAGAUCCUUCUGCACAUGAAAUAUCUAUGUCUUGGAUGCUGUGUGGUGGUGCUGUGCCCCAUUCUCUUCGUUGUCAAGCUGCCUGGAGUCUUCGUUGUGGUUACGUUUCCUCAUUUUGCUAGGACGGGAGAGCCUUCGGAGUUGGAACGAUACUAAUUAUAACAAAAGCAACACAAUGCUUCUCUCAUCAGGAUGGAUCAAAAAAGACGAUGACUUAUAACAGCUGUAGAGACAUGCAUGCUCCUUCACUGUCUUGCAGAACUCGCUUGCUUCCUGUAUCAUUUUGUGGCUCUCCAAGUCUCGGUCACUUCUGUCCAGCUCAUUAAAGCCUUCCUGGCCCUUC
Molecule: messenger RNA, 1751 nt
Organism: Anolis carolinensis (green anole)
Lineage: Eukaryota; Metazoa; Chordata; Lepidosauria; Squamata; Anolidae
Gene: ubl7
Product: ubiquitin like 7
Exons: 11
Coding region: 95-1363 (422 amino acids)
Biological process (GO): ubiquitin-dependent protein catabolic process
Cellular component (GO): cytosol
Molecular function (GO): polyubiquitin modification-dependent protein binding
Source: RefSeq, a predicted model, not a curated record